GCUGAGAAAGAAGUGGAGACACUGAAGAGGAAACUGGAGACUGAGUUGGAGAAAAACAAAGCUGCUGCUUCCACUUCUAUCUGGCCUUUCAGGCAUCCAGAGAUCUACAACGAUCCGAUGGAAGUGGAGGAGACCAAAGAAGAGAAGAAGAACGAUGAGAACAGCAGCAGCUCAGACAGUCAGGAGACGUCAGGAGACAUCGAUGUGUACUUUGAUCCUGACUGUGACUUUAUCAGGCUGAAAAACGAGACUGAUCAGGACAAGCCACUGGGAGGACGUCAGUUAAAAGUCCAGAUCAACAAUAGGGAACCCAUCACAUACACAUUUAAACCAUCAGUAGAACUCAAGGCUGGAAAGUCUGUUACUUUAUACCGUCCAGGCUAUGAUGAAGGUUUUGCUUUACGCGGUGACCUGGUGUGGAAGGACCUGAAGUCCUGGAGGCCUGGAGACAGAAUCCAGGUCUCUCUGCAGUGAAAUAGUUCCCAGUUGAACUCCUUCAAUAAAGUUCAGUAAUCCAGCAAACAGCAACAUUAUAGAUGAGAAACAGCACGACUCAGAUCUUCCUGCAGAAACCACACACUG
Messenger RNA from Mugil cephalus (flathead mullet), 582 nucleotides. Its product is annotated as lamin-A-like. Bases 118 to 474 code for a protein of 118 amino acids. The transcript is spliced from 7 exons. The record is from RefSeq and is a predicted model, not a curated record. Lineage: Eukaryota; Metazoa; Chordata; Actinopteri; Mugiliformes; Mugilidae.